This is a messenger RNA of Astrephomene gubernaculifera, 1864 nucleotides long. The record is from the annotation of a GenBank genome assembly. Lineage: Eukaryota; Viridiplantae; Chlorophyta; Chlorophyceae; Chlamydomonadales; Astrephomenaceae.
GUUUAGUUGGUUGCCUACUUGCCUUGGCCAACCACCGUUCCGUACGCACGGAAGAGGCAGCGCAUUCCACCUGCAUCCUGGACCGUUUACGCUGGAUAGGAAGAACAAGAGAAACCUUGCUAAGCAACUGAUCCUUGAAUUGUAGCAAAGCAAGCCGCCGGCCUUUCCUUCCUGUCAUUGUCUAUUCAUCACUUUGUAAAUGACCUAUUUCAACGGCGAACUCUGAGCAACUGUUACGGGCACCUGCUUACGCCGGUUAGGGCUGAACGCGUUUAUUGUCAAAGCAUACAUAGUGUAGUUACUUGUAAAGUAUAGCCCCACGCAAUGCAAAAUCCGGUUCUUAUUAUUGCGACUAGCGUGGCGGAGGGGAGCAUAGUGGCCUGUGACCUAAAAACGGGGGCUGCACUCAAGUCGUUCAAGGGUAAUGGGUCGCCACAGAACGGGCUAUGUACGCUUGGGCAUGACUACAUCGCGGCGGCGCAGACCAGCAAACACGCCCUGAACUUCUGGACGUGGAACCGGGAACAAAUCUUACAGCGGUCCUACGUCUCGGAGGCAAUCUUGGCUCUCACAGCAUCCCCCGACGGCAAGUACCUUGCCGGGGGGUCCAGCAGUGGGACCCUGUACCUCUGGGAGGUGGCCUCGGGGCGGUUGCUGCGCACAUGGGCAGCCCAUUACAAGGCCGCCACAGCGCUUCUCUUCGUGGGCGGUGCCUCCCUGCUCCUCAGCGGCGGCGAGGACACCUCGGUGUUCACCUGGCUGCUACCAGACCUGCUGGACCCCUCCCUGGACCCUGCCUCGCCUGCCUUCGCCCGGCCCGCGCCCCUGCACGCCUGGUUUGAUCACACGCUUCCAGUCACGGCGCUAGCGGCGGGCGCGGGAGAAGCGGCGGCAGUGGUGGCGAGCGCCUCGCUGGACCGGACCGUGAAGCUCAGGCGCAUGGCGGAUGGGAUGCUGUUGAGGAGUGUGGCCCUGCCGGCUGCCGUACAUGCGCUGGCUCUGGACGCAGGUGAGCGGUACCUCUACGCAGCCGGCAACGAUGGCGCCGUCUACGAAGUUCCCUUGCUGGGCGAUCCGGCGGUGAGUACCAGCGGCAGCGCUAGCAACGGCGCCACCAACGGCACGGCAGCGGCGGCUCAAGGCAACGGAGCCGACGGCGGCGCCUACCGGACAUUGCUGGGGCAUACCCGGCCCGUAACCAGCCUGGCGCUGGCGUCGUUAGGUCCCAGCAGUAGCAGCGGCGGUGGGGGCGGCGCGGGAGGCCCACGUGGCUACACCUCGGACGUGCUUGUGUCCGGUUCGCAGGACGGCAGUGUUCGGGUGUGGGAUCUGGGCAGCCGGCAGCCGAUUCAGAUCAUUUCCGCUCCUGGGAAAGCGGCCGUCAGCAGCAUCCUGGUGGUUCCAUAUCCCUGGCAAACGCUACAAACCGGCAGUCGGAGUUUGACGGGGACAGCGUCUGAGGCGGCCGCUGGGCCGUCGACCAGCAGCAGCAGCGGUGGCGGCAAGGCGGGACCCCAGCGACUGCAGCCCCUCGCACCGCUGUCUAAGUUCGCCGGUACCGCUGGGUCGCUGAAGCGCUGGGAGGGCGCGCCCGUCAUCGUGACAGGCAGCGAGACCUUCACCGGCCUCACCAGCUGUGGAGGGCCAGCAGGCGCAGGGGGGAGACACGGGCACUUGCUGCGGGCGGGCGCUCAGUUGGGGCUGCCGGCUGGCUUCGCAGCAACAGGCCAACAACUGCUGCUGACUGGGGAUGGGGGCUCCUGGUCUUCCGGGGCUGCUGCAACGGAGGGCGCCUGGGAAGCUGCGUUGCGGGGUGAUUCGUUCCCUCUACUCGGGUAGCGGCCGUGGCAAGCGUUUGAGUCGU